UGUAAAUACGUUUAAACAAAUAAACUACUUGGAAAGGGGGCCUGCAGUUUUGCUUAUAAUUCCCGUCAACCAAAUUCCAACAAGAAGAAAUAAAAACAAGUUAGCACCAACCACAGCCUAACUAGCUAAUUAAAAAGACUCCCCUGUUUUGGUUGUGAAUGUGAUCGAAUCCCACCCCUCUCCUCUGCCUCUUGCCUUGUUUAAUUUUGUGGCAGAAGAUGGGAGAGAUGUCUGGGUUCCAGCUGGGCGUGAUGGGUGCACUAUUUCUCUCAGUCGCAUCAUCGGUGUCCAUUGUUAUCUGCAACAAAGCCUUGAUGAGUAAUCUUGGAUUCCAGUUUGCCACAACGCUGACUAGUUGGCACCUGAUGGUGACAUACUGCAGCCUUCACGCUGCGCUGCGCUUGAAUUUGUUCGAGAAGAAGGCCAUCGAUAUGAAGACAGUGGUGAUGUUCGGCAUGCUCAACGGCAUCUCCAUCGGACUUCUCAACCUCAGCUUGGGAUUCAACUCCAUUGGUUUCUACCAGAUGACCAAACUCGCGAUCAUUCCUUUCACAGUCCUCUUGGAAACCAUCUUCUUCAACAAGCAAUUCAGCAACAACAUCAAACUGUCUCUCUCCAUUCUGCUCAUGGGAGUCGGCAUUGCAUCGGUCACCGAUCUCCAGCUCAACUUGGUCGGCACCAUUCUCUCCCUCCUCGCCAUCGUCACAACUUGCAUCGGCCAAAUUCUGACAAACACAAUCCAGAAGAGGCUGAACGUGUCUUCGACGCAGCUGCUGUACCAAUCGGCCCCAUUCCAGUCGGCCAUUCUGUUCUUGACGGGGCCUUUCGUGGACCAAUUCCUGACCAAACAAAACGUGUACGCCUACAAAUAUUCGCCUCUGGUGUUGGGAUUCAUAGUGGUGUCGUGCUUGAUCGCGGUGUUGGUGAACUUCAGCACGUUCUUGGUGAUCGGGAAGACGUCGCCGGUGACGUAUCAAGUUCUAGGGCACCUGAAGACGUGCCUUGUUCUUGCAUUCGGCUACACUCUCUUACACGAUCCUUUUACAUGGAGGAACAUCCUCGGAAUACUCGUCGCCGUCGUCGGCAUGGGAAUGUAUUCUUACUUCUGCACCAACGAAGCCAAGAGGAAACAGCCACACCCCUCGCCACCGCCCCCGGUCAAAGACAAGGAUGCUAACACCCCACUUCUUGCAAGCCCUCAGCCCAAAGAAUCCAAGGAUUCUGCUGUGUGAUUCGUUACUCAAUAAUAUUUUUGGAUUGGGAUAUUGUUUUCAUUCUUUCAUGUUAAAUGCAUCUCUUGUAAGAACAAAUUCAUUUUUAGCAGACCAGAUUGUGAGAGGAAUUCAAGUGCCAAGCUCCUUCUUUCUGAUUACAUAAUGUAUCGCCACAAAUUAGAAUAUAUCACCACAAAAUUUGAAUUUGAUUUUUAUUUCUUACACUAAAAA
Salvia miltiorrhiza (redroot sage) is the source of this 1445-nucleotide messenger RNA. RefSeq names its product UDP-xylose transporter 1-like. The transcript is spliced from 4 exons. NCBI's taxonomy places the organism in Eukaryota, Viridiplantae, Streptophyta, Magnoliopsida, Lamiales, Lamiaceae. Gene Ontology annotation, molecular function: antiporter activity; UDP-xylose transmembrane transporter activity. The record is from RefSeq and is a predicted model, not a curated record. Bases 219 to 1232 code for a protein of 337 amino acids. Gene Ontology annotation, cellular component: Golgi apparatus.